Dicrocoelium dendriticum is the source of this 1038-nucleotide messenger RNA. NCBI's taxonomy places the organism in Eukaryota, Metazoa, Platyhelminthes, Trematoda, Plagiorchiida, Dicrocoeliidae. The record is from the annotation of a GenBank genome assembly.
AUGUCGUGGUUGUUCGGCUAUGGGAAGCCACUCUCAACGGAUGGUCCUUCAGUUGCUCUUGGAGGUGCACCUGAAUUGCCAGUACCUAAAAAGGAAUCUGCUCCAAAUGAGGACACGGUUUCAAGUUAUCGAUUCGAUUCUGCGGCUCUCGAGCGAGCUGCCAAGGCCGCUAGAGAAUUAGAAUCAUCGAAACAUGCAAAGGAAGCUUUUGAGCUUUCACAGAGUCAUGAGCGUACUCUUCAAAAGGAAUACGAGGAAUAUGAGCUAGGUAUGGAGCAAUUAAAAAUGCAGCAAUAUAAAACGCAGCAAGAAGAAAGACGGAAGACAUUGGAGGAGGAAGCCCGCAUACAGAAACAACGAGCGGACUAUCAGGAUAUGCUUGCUCGCAAGCGUCAGGAGGACCAAUUAGCGUUACAAGCUCGGAUGCAGGAAGAGUCAUUGAAGAAACAAGAGGAAUCAGUUAAAAGACAAGAAGCUCUUAGACGAAGUACCAUCGAGUUUGAGUCCGAGUUGCGACACAAAAACGAGAUGAAACAGAUUGAAGCGAAGCUGCGUGGCGAAGCACAAGUAGAACGAGAAAAUCGCGAGAUAAGACUAGAGCGAGCUAGGCUUGAGGCAAAAGAAAAUCGCCAAACAAUCUUAGAGUCAAUUUCUACUGUAGGUUCUGUCUUGGGCAAUGGAUUUAACGCAUUUCUGUCGGAGCGGAGUAAGGUUGCAACUGCCGUGGGGUCGCUUACUCUGCUUGCUGGCGGAGUCUAUGGCGCAAAGUACGGUAUUGGCACCAUGGCUAAGUUUGCUGAGGCCCGAAUCGGCAAACCUUCGCUCGUGCGCGAGACCUCACGCUUAAACGUUGUGGACGCGUUCCGCCAUCCCAUUCUCAGCACGCAACGAUUACUAUCAAGGCCUUCUGAUCCUCUCUCCGGAAUUAUUUUGAACGUAAGUAUCAGCAUUUUUAUGCAGCUUUUUCCCGUUCGCUUCAUCAUCAAACUUGUUUCAACUCACUUCAUUCAGCUAGUUUCACCUUGGUUACUCCAGUGA